AUGAUCCCAGCUUUUCCAGCUAACAAUCAGUGGGCCUGGUUUCAAAGAUUCACACAAGAAGAAGUUUCACGUAGAUGCUGGUUGUGCUUCUAUUUGUUCGAUGCUGUGACAUUAGCAUUGUUACUUGGUGGCGUUUUCAUCACUUUGUUCUCUGGUCAUCCACCUUUCGCCCUUGUAAUGACAAUGAUUGUUACCAGCAUUGUGUUUUUCAUCCUCAUUGGAUUGAUGUACUUGUGUGAAGCAAACAAAGUAUCAGCUUUCAUACAAGAAAAAUUCUCAAGGAGAAGAAUAGCUCAGGAUCCUUAUAAGGCUUUAGAAAUGGAAAAAAUCAAUGGUUGCCACCUGACUGUAAUAUCAUCUUAA
Molecule: messenger RNA, 363 nt
Organism: Rangifer tarandus platyrhynchus (Svalbard reindeer)
Lineage: Eukaryota; Metazoa; Chordata; Mammalia; Artiodactyla; Cervidae
Source: the annotation of a GenBank genome assembly